AGGAACUUGCGAACUACAGCCCCGCCAGCCCCGGUGGUUGCUGCGGAGCAUCCCCUGCCUGACUCGCCAAGACCCUCGCAGGGCGUCGCCGCUGCUUCCCGGCAAGCGCAUCGGAGCUGCCCUCGCACGGUGUGGACCCGAGGAGCCCCAGGGUCCUCUCGCCGCCAGAGAGAAAUUCCAUCUUCUGUUCAAUCUUCUAAGGAAGCAAACUAAGACCAGAGGGAGGGUUAUCCUUGAUCUCGAAGACUAAAACUACACUGGAAUUUAAAAUGUUCUUCAGGGAAGGACGGAGCUUGACCUAUACUUUUGUAAUCAUUUGUUUCCUGACGGUCAGACUGUCCACCGGUCAGGAUUGUCCCAUCCAGAGCCUGGAAGAUGUCAUCAUUGACAUCCAGUCAUCCCUUUCUAAGGGAAUCAGAGGCAAUGAGCCCAUACAUACAUUAACUCAAAAAGACUGCAUUAAUUCUUGCUGUUCAACAAAAAACAUUUCAGGGGACAAAGCAUGUAACCUGAUGAUCUUCGACACUCGAAAAACAACUAGACAACCCAACUGCUACCUGUUUUUCUGUCCCAGUGAGGAAGCCUGUCCACUAAAACCAGCAAAGGGACUUAUGACUUACAGGAUAAUUAGAGAUUUUCCAUCGCUGGCCAAACCUGAUUGGCCAACCCAAGAGUUAGCCAAAGAAGAUCCUCUCUUCCACGGCCAGUCUUCACAAACAGUCGCUCCCACACCCCGUCGUCUGACAGGGUAUUCAAAGCCCCCUGAUAUCUCAGGGACAGAUACACUUUCUCUGAAGUUUAGCUCCUCGGAUCACUUGGAGAAACUAUUCAAGAUGGAUCCAGAGAGUACACGGUUGCCUGUUUACCAAGAAAAAGGCCAUUCUCAGGGUUUGCAGUUUUCCUCAGAACAAAACAUAGCUCAUCUGCUGCUUGAAAAUGAGACCACAUUCCCCACGACAUUGACUGUCACUUCUCUGCGUCCCACCUCUGCCACUCCAGAGCCACUCCUCCCCACCAACGCUCCAGCCAUACCUUCUGCGACUUCUCAACCACAGGUGGCCACCACAGCUCGGCCGGCGACAGUCCCUUCUCAGCCUCCCACAGUCAUUUCUACAAUUUUGACACAUGCGGUGGUGACACCCCAAGCUAGCAUGACAACAGCAGUUCCAACUACCAUCUUUCAGACAUCUACAGACCCGAACGGCCCACCAGAAACGGUGCACUUGAGAGAAAAUUUCAACCUAACUUUGAACACAGAAGAUGCCCAUAACCCUGCUACAGCUCUUUGGCUAAAUGUGGACUCUUCUGCUAUGAAUAAAACUGCUUCCCAGGAAAACGGGAAGACCAGUUCAGGUGGCGCCUCCCAGCACAAGCUUCCAGAAAGUCAGCACAGCCUUCCAUUUGAAAAGUGGCUCCUCAUGGGGACCCUUCUCUUCGGUGUUCUGUUUCUUGCGAUAGGGCUUGUCCUCUCGGGUAGGAUGCUCUUGGAAUCCCUCCGCAGGAAACGUUACUCGAGACUUGAUUAUUUGAUCAAUGGGAUCUAUGUGGACAUCUAAGGACGACACUAGAUGUCUCUUAAUUCAUGUAGUUACUAGUAGCCAAACGUAGUGAGUGUCAGCUGAUUUGCUGGUCUUAGGAUUUUUGAAUUACUUUGAAGAGAGGCAAAUGCCCCUUACUACUUUCUUUUUGCUUUUGUUGUAAAGAGAAGGGAGGCAAGGAAACAAAUUAGGUAAUUUGAGUGAUCUGUCUCUAAAAUAUUAGCUGAAAACGAAGCUCUACCUGAAGUAAUAAAGUGUAAUUGGAUAUAAAUUGGAAAAUGACUGGCUUUUUGCAAAAAAAGAAAAAAAAUGGUUAGGACUUCUAGGCUCCAAUUUGUUAAUAUUUCUAGUUCCAAAUAAAGUCAACUAUUUAUGGUAUUAAUUCUAA
Messenger RNA from Hipposideros armiger (great roundleaf bat), 1926 nucleotides. RefSeq names its product MANSC domain containing 1 (gene MANSC1). The transcript has 4 exons. The coding region runs from base 270 to 1556 and encodes 428 amino acids. NCBI's taxonomy places the organism in Eukaryota, Metazoa, Chordata, Mammalia, Chiroptera, Hipposideridae. The record is from RefSeq and is a predicted model, not a curated record.